AUGUCCAUCACCGUGGUCUCGAGCCUCCAGCAGCUGGACUCGCUCACCUCGGAUGCGAACAAGGUCUCCAUCCUUGACUUCCACGCCGUCUGGUGCGGUCCUUGCAAGGCUAUCGCUCCUGUCUUCCAGAGGCUCGCAUCGCAGUAUGCCGGGCGAGUGCAGUUCCUUAAGGUCGACGUGGAUGCCGUCCCCGACAUUGCGCGCAAGUUCUCCGUCUCGGCGAUGCCGACUUUCGUCAUCUUGAAGGGAGCCAACAAGGUCGACGAGAUGAAGGGCGCGAAUCCGGCGGGUUUGAUGGCGAUGGUCAGCAAGCAUGCGCCUGCGUCGGGCGGUGCUGGAGCGAGCGGAUCUGGCGCGCCCGUGGAGAAGGGACUCGAGGGCUUCACCUCGCUCAACUCGCAAAUCGACCUGUCGCAAAUCCACUGCCUGAACGAAGCGGCCGGACACACGAUUAAGGACUUGCUGCGAGGCGGCGGGGACAAGUGGCUCGAAUCCGACGCCGACGAGCAGCUUCUCCUCCACAUCCCAUUUCAGCAGUCCAUCAAGCUCCGCGCCAUCCGCUUCACUACUCUCUCCUCCCACUCCGCCAAUGCGCCAAAGACGAUCAAGCUCUUCGUCAACCAGAGCGGCGUCGACUUCGAUAACGCAGAAUCGACCGAGGCUGCGCAGGAAGUGGUGCUCGACGAGGCGCAGGCGAAGGGCGAGAAGUCGGUCGAGCUGCGAUUUGUCCGCUUCCAGAACGUCGGGCACCUGUCGAUCUUCGUCGUCGACAAUCAAGGGGGCGUGGACGUGACGAGGGUUGACAAGCUCGAGCUAAUCGGAGUGAGCGUGGAGGGGACGAACAUGGCGGACCUGAAGAAGAUGGAGGAGGAGUAG
This is a messenger RNA of Rhodotorula toruloides NP11, 876 nucleotides long. RefSeq names its product thioredoxin family protein. Bases 1 to 876 code for a protein of 291 amino acids. The transcript has 5 exons. The record is from RefSeq and is a predicted model, not a curated record. Lineage: Eukaryota; Fungi; Basidiomycota; Microbotryomycetes; Sporidiobolales; Sporidiobolaceae.